This is a messenger RNA of Alligator sinensis (Chinese alligator), 329 nucleotides long. RefSeq names its product sperm-associated antigen 16 protein-like. Lineage: Eukaryota; Metazoa; Chordata; Crocodylia; Alligatoridae. The record is from RefSeq and is a predicted model, not a curated record. The transcript is spliced from 4 exons. The annotation marks the transcript as partial.
GCGGCGAUGGACACGGAGGCGGCGGCCGGAGCGGAGGGGCCCUUCUGCCUGCAGCAGGUUACCAUAACAGAAGACUCUGAAGAUGAUUAUCAAUAUGAAGAGGUUCCAGCAGAUGAUGAAUUUAGCCUCCUAGAAGGUGAUGAAGAUCUGGCAAAAGCUUUACAGACCAUACAGGAGCAAUCUGAGGAUGCACAAAUUAUAGCUCAGCAAUCGGUUCUGACUUCUAAGCAUUCAGUACCUGAAAUCCCGGAAGCUGUGGAUGACUUUCUUUGCAAUUUCCUAAUCAGAAUGGGGAUGGCUAGAACCCUUGACUGCUUCCAAACUGAAAG